UUUAGGUAGUGCAUUUUCAUGAACAUUGGUUUUCUUGAGGUUAUUUCCGCGAGCCAGAAUUUUAUUUGACAAGCGAAAUUGUCUUCGUGAAAUUGUCUCUUUGAUUUUCGUAUUUAACUUUGUAUCUGAAGAAAAGAAAUCACCAUGGCGGGAGCACAGUAUAACAUGAGAAAUCCAGCUGUCAAGAGAUUGAUGAAAGAAGCACAGGAAUUGAAGGAUCCAACAGAACAAUACUUUUGUCAGCCAUUAGAUGAUAAUCUUUUUGAAUGGCACUUCACAAUUCGUGGACCAGAUGAUUCAGAUUUUGAGAGUGGUAUCUAUCAUGGCCGCAUCAUAUUGCCUCCUGAAUACCCGAUGAAGCCCCCGAGUAUCAUUUUGCUGACGCCCAAUGGGAGGUUUGAGUUGAAUGCGAAGAUCUGUUUGAGCAUUUCUGGUCAUCAUCCUGAAUCUUGGAGGCCAUCUUGGUCAAUUCGGACAGCCAUUUUGGCCAUCAUUGGUUUCAUGCCAACGCAUGGUAAUGGGGCCAUUGGAUCACUUGAUUAUCCUGCUGAGGAAAGGAAGAAAUUGGCAAGAAGAUCACAAGAAUGGAAGUGUCAGCAGUGUGGUAGCAUAAAAAAUCUACUGAAACCUGUUACCGAAGCUUCUAAAGAGACACAGAGAGAAGCCCAGGAAUUGGCCUCACAAAUAUCGUUCAAGGCUGAGGGGGAGAAGAAGAAAGAUGUGACGCCCUCACCAGAAGAAAAGGAGAACUCACAGUCUACAGCACAGACAAUGCCAUCAUCCACAAGACAGUCAGCUGCACCAGGCUAUCCCCCAUUUGCUUAUCCCCAAAAUAUGAUGUUUCCUCCAGUUCAAGGGAUGCCCCAAUUUCCACAGACAACGCAGGCUAUCCAAGGACCAGUGCCACAAUGUCCUCAGAUGCCAUUCCAUUACCCAUUUGGGCAGAUGCCUAUGAUGGGGAUGUACCCUGGUCAGGUCCCCACGAGUAACCAAGGACAAUUGCCAACUUGGCCUCAAGGAGUUCCUUUCAAUCCUUUCAUGCCGUUUAUGCCUUAUAUGCCACCAACAACUGGUGGUCCAUAUUCGUUUCCAGGGAUGCCUCCUGGAAUGGGUAUGCCGCCUGGGAUGGGCAUGCCCCCUGGAAUGGGUAUGCCGCCUGGGAUGGGCAUGCCCCCUGGAAUGGGUAUACAGGCUGGUAUGCCGAAUCAAUUUAUGCCACCAGUGCAGCCUGGUGCAACGGCUGAAUCUUCAAGAGCACAGACUACAACUCCCAGUGCAGGUGCCAUCCAGAGACCAGUUGCUUCUCAGUCAGUUUCAAAUGUGUCAUCUGCGCCUAGCUCCAUAUCUGCUCCGAGUUCACCCAUCACCUCUGCCCCAGCCAUAUCCACAACAGACUCUGAGCUCCGACAAAGAAGUGUUAGACAGGUGCCCCAAGCAGAAGAGACGCCUGAAGCCAUCAGAAAUAUGCAAUAUGCUGAGCUCCAUGCUGAAGUGCAGCAGCCUCCCUUGAUUGACACUUUCUCUUUUAUCGUGUUCAUACUGUGUAGUAUUGGUAUAGCACUGCUAACAAUGAGACGACUGGGAUUAUUUGAUGCAUUACUUGAUGAAUUUCAAUGAAUCUGAUGGUGCUUGGACACAAAUAACUUAUUUUCUUCAAGAAUUUGAAUGCGAUUUUUGAAUUUGUGUAUGGGAUUUGGAUCUUGAACUUACAACAAAAUAAUUAUUGUAUUUUUGUCAGUAUGUGUAUGUGCUCCUAGAGAUAUUGACUAAAUUUUUGGAUCAUCUAUGUUGAACUUGUGGCCCCUAUGAAAUGUAUGACUGUGUUAGUGCCUCCGUUCUCCAGCUUUGCAUUGCAAAUAUACAUGUACUUAUGUCAGAAAAUUUAGGUUACUGUCUAGGUGCAAAGGUAGCAUCUGACCUUGUUGAUAAUAAAGCUGGAUGGGUUGCACAUGGGGAAAAUCAUAUUGGAGAAGUAUCACAUGAUGAAAUUACCUUGUAUAAAGUACAUCAUGUAUAAUAUAUACUGAUAGGUUACAAUAUCAUGUACAUAUUCAGUAAAUAUUGGUGUGGAUUGGUUAAGGGUGACUGACAGUAUUCUUACAUUCGAAACUGUAAACUUGUUUGGGAUAAGACAUGUCUUCUCUGACACUGGGCUACAGUGGAGUACAUUCUGAGUGUGAAAAGACAUUUUGUAGGCCACAUCAAAACUGAGUGAUGAAGGUGCCAAAGCUUUUAUACAGAGAAAUUAUGGGCUCCUGUGAAUUCCUGAAAAGGGUUUGAUUUUGGAAGCCUAAAAUGUGAUUUUCUGGUGUCUGAGCCAAAAAUGCCUCCCAUGCAGAGGAACUAAUGUGUUUGCUAUUUCUUAUUCAAAGCUUUUCUGUGAUGUAUUUGUAAACUUUAGUGUGUUGCGCUGUUAAGGCCUGGUUCCCUUUUUCCACUAAGUAGUUUUUGCAGGCACUGGUGUACAUGCAGUCCCUGGAUGAAGUAAAACAUGGUUGGUAUAACUGUACUUAAUGAUUACUGUGGUGCCUAACUGACCAAUAUCAUUAUUCUCCCUGAAGUUGUUGUUGUCUUACUCUUGUGUGCAUUAUCCUCAUUCUGUGACUCUUAUGGAGACUGCAUCUCCAUAUUCCUUUGUUCAGUCAUAAAAAAGUUGUAAUAGACUUAUGUCAUAUUCA
Molecule: messenger RNA, 2678 nt
Organism: Lineus longissimus
Lineage: Eukaryota; Metazoa; Nemertea; Pilidiophora; Heteronemertea; Lineidae
Product: WW domain-binding protein 11-like
Exons: 7
Coding region: 145-1617 (490 amino acids)
Source: RefSeq, a predicted model, not a curated record